UUCAGAGAUGUCUCUCUUGCCUGAUUUUGAAUUCAUCACUAUGGGAUUUUGGUCCUUCGGCAUCGGAGCAGCGGUGGUCGGAAUAUUAAUAGCCAACACAGACUAUUUUCUUUCAAAAACAGACAAGGCAACACUAGAAUAUUUAGAGCAGAUAGAGCUGAAAACUAUUGGAGAUGAGCCAAGGACUUUCAAAGCCAAGGAAUUGUGGGAGAAGAAUGGAGCUGUCAUAAUGGCUGUACGUAGGCCGGGAUGUUUUCUCUGCAGAGAGGAGGCCUCAGGAUUGUCUGCUAUUAAACCACAAUUGGACCAACUUGGUGUUCCAUUAUAUGGAGUGGUGAAAGAAAAGAUUGGCACUGAAAUUGAUGACUUUCAACCCUUCUUCAAAGGAGAGCUCUUUCAUGAUGAAAAGAAACUCUUCUACGGUCCUCAGACACGGAAGAUGAUGCUGAUUGCUUUAAUACGUUUGGGCGUGUGGCAGAACUUUCGCAGAGCCUGGAAAGAUGGCUUUCAGGGAAAUUUGGAGGGUGAAGGACUGAUCCUUGGAGGCAUGUUUGUUGUUGGUGCUGGCAAUCAGGGAGUUCUGUAUGAACAUCGUGAGAAGGAAUUUGGAGAUAAGGCGAAUUUGACAGCAAUCCUUGAAGCAGCUAGAAAGAUAAACAAACACAAUGCAGAUGAAGACAAAUAAAUCGCAUGAUCUUGCUCAAUUAUGAUUGUGAAUAAUUUUCCCAUCAAGUUCAAGUUCCCCUGUAUGACACUUCUAUUAGAAUUCAUUCUAAUUCUCAACCACUCAAUUCAUCUACAUUAAACACUUUUGAUAUAUUUUA
Molecule: messenger RNA, 824 nt
Organism: Pelobates fuscus (common spadefoot toad)
Lineage: Eukaryota; Metazoa; Chordata; Amphibia; Anura; Pelobatidae
Gene: PRXL2A
Product: peroxiredoxin like 2A
Exons: 5
Coding region: 8-685 (225 amino acids)
Molecular function (GO): antioxidant activity
Source: RefSeq, a predicted model, not a curated record